Molecule: messenger RNA, 3576 nt
Organism: Condylura cristata (star-nosed mole)
Lineage: Eukaryota; Metazoa; Chordata; Mammalia; Eulipotyphla; Talpidae
Gene: ERCC8
Product: excision repair cross-complementation group 8
Exons: 12
Coding region: 68-1261 (397 amino acids)
Biological process (GO): protein polyubiquitination; proteasome-mediated ubiquitin-dependent protein catabolic process; transcription-coupled nucleotide-excision repair
Cellular component (GO): nucleotide-excision repair complex; Cul4A-RING E3 ubiquitin ligase complex
Molecular function (GO): protein binding
Source: RefSeq, a predicted model, not a curated record
GUUAGGGCCCCGCCCCCAAGAUCUGUCAUGGCGGCGUCUGGUAUUCUGGCCGGUGUGAAGGGACGGGAUGCUACUAGGAUUUUUGUCUGCGCGAGUAGCCGGUUUGGAAGACCCUCUUCGCCUCCGGAGAGCGGAGUCCACAAGGAGGGUUUUGGGACUGGAGUUAAACAAAGACAGAGUUGUUGAAAGGAUCCAUAGCAGUGGCGUUAACACCCUUGACAUCGAACCUGUUGAAGGGAGAUAUAUGUUGUCAGGUGGUUCAGAUGGUGUGAUUGUACUUUAUGAUCUUGAAAACUCCAGCAGACAACCUUAUUACACAUGUAAAGCAGUGUGUUCCGUUGGCAGAAGCCAUCCUGAUGUUCACAAAUACAGUGUGGAGACUGUACAGUGGUAUCCUCAUGACACUGGCAUGUUCAUUUCAAGUUCGUUUGAUAAAACUCUGAAAGUAUGGGAUACAAACACAUUACAAACUGCAGAUGUAUUUAAUUUUGAAGAAACAGUUUAUAGUCAUCAUAUGUCUCCCGUUGCCACCAAGCACUGUUUGGUAGCAGUUGGUACUAGAGAGCCCAAAGUACAGCUUUGUGACUUAAAGUCUGGAUCCUGUUCCCACAUUCUACAGGGUCACAGACAAGAAAUAUUGGCUGUUUGCUGGUCACCGCGUUAUGAAUAUAUCUUGGCAACUGCAAGUGCUGACAGCAGAGUAAAAUUAUGGGAUGUGAGAAGAGCAUCAGGAUGUUUGAUUACUCUUGAUCAGCAUAAUGGGAAAAAGUCACAAGCUGUUGAAUCAGCAAAUACUGCUCAUAAUGGGAAAGUUAAUGGCUUAUGUUUUACAAGCGAUGGACUUCACCUCCUCACUGUCGGUACAGAUAAUCGAAUGAGGCUUUGGAAUAGUUCCAAUGGAGAAAACACACUGGUAAACUAUGGAAAAGUUUAUAAUAACAGUAGAAAAGGAUUGAAACUUACUGUCUCCAGUGGCUGCAGUUCAGAAUUUGUUUUUGUACCAUAUGGUAGCACCAUUGCUGUUUAUACAAUUUACUCAGGAGAACAGAUAACUAUGCUUAAGGGACAUUAUAAAAGUGUUGACUGCUGUGUGUUUCAGUGUAAUUUCCAGGAACUUUAUAGUGGUAGCAGAGACUGCAAUAUUCUUGCUUGGAUACCAUCCUUAUAUGAACCCAUUCCCGAUGAUGAGGAGACUACAGCCAAGUCACAGUUAAAUCUAGCAUUUGAAGAUGCCUGGAGCAGCAGUGAUGAGGAAGGAUGAAUAUUAGUGUUUAGUUCCUUUGUAUCUACUGGUAAAACUUCAGAUGUGGGAAUUUCUUUUUAAUCUGUCUGUCCAUUGAAGGCUAAAUUAGCCCUGAAUGUGUGUGAGUUUUUCACCUGAUUGCUAACCUCACAAGGUAUCUACAGAACUGUUGCUACAGUAGACGGAGACAAGUGAUGGUAUUCCGCUUCUCUUCACCCCAUGUGGGACAUGGAGCAGAUUAUAUGAACAAUAAGAUGCAGACCCAAGGUUCAGCAAGUGGAGGUAUAAGCAUUCACUUUCUCCUGGAGGUAUAAGCAUUCACUUUCUCCCACUGGCUAUAUUACCACCCUGCUCAUUUUCACUUUCAAGAUAAUUUUAGUAAAGAUGAUUGUAUCAAAAGUAAUAAUUGAAAAGGUAACACCAAAAUUAUCUUAACCAUUUUCAGGUAUUCCAUUUUCCCAAUGAUUUCAUUUACUUGACCAGCAUCAGUUCUAAUGUUAAGAUAUUUUUAGAUUCCAUGCUUCCGACAAUUCAAGAAGUUUCUCAGAGGAGGGUUUUAACUUGAGGAAAAUCCCAUGUUUACUGUAAUGCUCCAGGUGGCAGCUCAUUCUCAUGCUAGGAGCCCCCAUUUAUGAAUCUCAUUAAGAUGUGACCAAGUCCUACUUCAUUCAUUAAAGCAGAAAAAUAUGCUGACAAGGUUCUAGCUAAAACAUGAAGUAUUGUAAAAAUUUCUAUUUUAUUGUUUCUCUUUUGUGUGUCAUAGCUCAAGAUGAUUAUCAUAAAGGCAAUCAUAUCUUUCUUACUGAGUCUAUCAGUAGAAGGCUAGUAAAAGAAGUUUUGUGAACUUGAUUACUAAACAUGUUGUUGGAGAGUUUUAAGUAUAUAAAUGUUAGAGCUACCUUCUGACCAAAUGCUUUCCACUCACUCACUUUAUAGUUGAAUGUCUAGAACCCUGACCAUUUUGUGUUCAUUUUGUUCCUUCCUUGUUGAAGGAAAUGCUCAGCCUUGAAGAUACUUACAACCUUGAAGAAAAAUGUUGAAACUUAAAAUUAUUUUUUUUUAAUUUUAAGAUAAAUGAGGUCUUUCUCCAGGCUGUCAAUAACUAUGUUGCUUCUUUCUAAUUAUGUAAGUGUGCAUGCUCAUUAGAAACAAUUCCAGCAGCAUAGAAACUUACAAAAGAAUGUAAUGGUAACCCUGGGAUCAUACCACCCUAAGCUGGUAUUAUAGUGGCCAUUCAUCUCUUUAUACACCUAGUUUGUGUAAUAGGAUGCUUAUUUAGCAUGUUAUUCUGGGAGCUCCUGCCCCUAUCUCCUACCCCUCCUGCCACAAUCCGAGUUAUUGACCAACUGUGUGCUCCUUCACAUUACAGUCCUUUAUGGACCUGUGUAGACAUAAGUGGGGAAGUAUUUUUUUUUUUUCUUGGCAAAAUGAAAUACACGAUUUUGACCUUUUUCUUUUUCAGUUUUUGCUUACAAAAAUAUGUCUGUGUCAUUUGCCAUAAAAUAAUUGUUAAUAGUUUACUAUAGUUUCUUACUUCCCAUAUCCAUAGUCUUGCAGGUGGGUCCUUCAUCCUGGGCACAUGGCCUCUUCCAGGACUAGCUCAUCCUUAGGAGCAUGUCUUUGAUGAGAAAGCAGCCAAUUCAAAGUACCCACUCCCAAUCAUUUUCUUUAUCAGAUUCCCAUAUAUCAAGCCAAUAUUUCUCCUGUCCUAAAUUGCUGGAGGGCCAAGAUACCAGAUAACUGGGGACAACCCAUUACCCCUGACCCCACUAAAAUUAUUCAGGCUAUGCAAUCCUAAAUUCAGGGUACCUCCCCUGCCUCACUCAUUUUGCUCUCAAAACCUCCAGUAAAACCUAAGCAUCAUGCUCCUGCCUUUCCCUAGAGAGGAGGCCUCCUGACCGGCCCCGGUCCUUGUCCCUGUGCCCUGCAUGGUGUGAUGUAUGUGACUAUAAACUUACUCCUUCAUUACAGCCAUCUCUUUGUGUAUCUUGCCAUACAUGAUUAGAACAAAUCCAGGUAUAAGUCUUAACCUGGUUGGCACAGAAAAUGGGGCUUGAUACCAAAUGAAUAUGAUAUGAUCUUAAACUGCCUUUGGCUUACUACUAACUGCAUCUAAAGUCAGUAGCCUCUGCCUGAAAUAGCACCCAUCAUUGUUGGCCCGUUUGAUGGCUUCUGUAUUAUGUUGUCAGCUAUUGCCAUGAUCUCCCAACCUAAAGGGUGUACUCACCAUUUUUCCUCACAAAGAUGCUCCCAAGGUAACUUCUAGCAGGAAAUCACAUAAAAAAAAAGAGGGGGUGGGGUGUUAGGUAAGUCACAGAAAACUGGGACAGAAG